This is a messenger RNA of Manis pentadactyla (Chinese pangolin), 845 nucleotides long. It is a transcript of the gene NUDT8, whose product is annotated as nudix hydrolase 8. The record is from RefSeq and is a predicted model, not a curated record. The coding region runs from base 134 to 766 and encodes 210 amino acids. Gene Ontology annotation, molecular function: coenzyme A diphosphatase activity. The transcript has 4 exons. Lineage: Eukaryota; Metazoa; Chordata; Mammalia; Pholidota; Manidae.
GCUCCCUCCCGCGAGCCCGCCCGGCUGCCCUGGAGGUCCGCGAGGGCGAGCGCUGGCCCGCCCCUUCCCUCGCGCUGCCCGGCGCCCUCAGUGUCCCCAGCGCCCUCGGUGACCCCGCCGCGCCUGGCCGGACAUGCUGCCCGACUGCCUGUCCGCGGAGGGCGAGCGGCGCUGCCGGCGGCUGCUGGCGGGAGCCACGGCCCGGCUCCGCAUGCGGCCCGCUGCGGCCGCGGUUCUGGUGCCUCUGUGCUCGGUGCGCGGGGUCCCGGCGCUGCUCUACACGCUGCGGUCCAGCCGCCUGGUCGGGAGGCACAAGGGUGAAGUCAGUUUUCCAGGUGGUAAAUGUGACCCAGCUGACCAGGAUGUGGUGCACACGGCCCUGAGGGAGACCCGUGAGGAGCUGGGCCUUGCUGUGCCUGAGGAGCAUGUGUGGGGUGUCCUGCGGCCUGUGCAGGAUCAGCGAAAGGCCACUGUGGUGCCGGUGCUUGCUGGCGUGGGCCCGUUGGAUCCCCAGAGCCUGAGGCCCAGCCCUGAGGAGGUGGAUGAGGUGUUCGCACUGCCGCUGGCCCACCUGCUGCAGGCACAGAACCAAGGCUAUACCCACUUCUGCCAGGGUGGCCACUUCUGCUACACUCUGCCUGUCUUCCUGCAUGGGCCACACCGUGUCUGGGGGCUCACAGCUAUCAUCACCGAGUUCACCCUGCAGCUGCUGGCACCUGGCACCUAUCAGCCCCACCUGGCCAGCCCUGGAUUGCCCAGGGGCUGAAAGCCUAUCUCUAAGCAGCCCUUGCCUUUGUUAUGCCAGCCAGCUCCACUUCAGGACUGAAUAAAGAGCCUUUACCAAC